UAUUCUACUACAACUUGUAUUGACGUCUUCAAAUUGUCAAAGUUCGGUGAAAAAAAUGUGCAAGCUAUAAAAUUAUUUAUCUUCAUAAUUUUAAUACAAAAUAUUAAUAAAUAAAAACAAAUACCAAAAUGUCCUUAACAAAACGUGUUCAGCAAUGGGCAACAUUUGCUCGGACCUGGCAUAUUUACGACUGCACUUGGCAAAAUCCUUUCGAAUCGGCUAAAGUUAUUAAAUCGCAUUUAAUGGGACUCCAUAAACCAAUUUACCAUCCAAUGAUUUCUAUCCGACAAUUGAGCAUUUAUCAUUGUAAAAUGGGACGUCUAGGAAAAGUUGAUCCAAAUUCAUAUUCCGAACCAGAAAAAGUCAAUACUGUCCAGAGUUUGCUAACAUGGAAUAUAGACUUCGAAAACACUAAGAUUGUGGGCAGUGUGAUACAUAAAUUUAAAGUUCUUGAAAAGAACUUGUCGACAAUUCUUCUUGAUGUUCGUGAUUUAAAAAUCUCAAAUGCUUCCAUUUUGGCCGGUUCUACCUCGAUUCCCAUAAACUAUACUGUUAGUGAUGAGGUAGAAAACAUCGGUUCAAAGCUAACACUAGAUCUUCCCGAAGGAACAGCAGCAGGAGAACUUCAAGUUCGCAUUGACUAUGAAACUUCAUCAUGUGCCAGUGGCUUACAAUGGCUUACACCCGAACAAACUCUUGGGAAAAAACACCCUUACAUGUUUAGCCAAUGUCAAGCAAUUCAUGCUCGUUCCGUAAUGCCUUGUCAAGAUACUCCCGCUGUUAAAUUCACUUACACUGCAACCGUUAAGCAUCCAAAAGACCUUACCGCUCUAAUGAGUGCAAUUAUCGAGAACAAAUCAGAAGGUAUUACGACUUUCAAGCAAACUGUACCAAUUCCAGCAUACUUGUUAGCUAUUGCCUUGGGAGACUUAGUUUCUCUUCCCCUUGGACCCAAUUCGAAUGUUUGGGCCGAAGAAGGAGUUAUCAAGGCAAGCGCUGAGGAAUUCUCUGAGACUUCGAAAAUGUUAAAAACUGCAUCGGACAUAUGUGGACCGUAUGUUUGGAAGCAAUAUGAUCUUUUGGUGAUGCCGCCCAGUUUUCCAUUUGGAGGAAUGGAAAAUCCAUGUUUGACGUUUGUCACACCAACUCUUUUGGCUGGUGACAAGUCGUUGGCUGAUGUUGUCGCACAUGAAAUCGCUCACAGCUGGACAGGAAAUCUCGUUACGAACAAGAACUUUGAACAUUUCUGGAUGAAUGAAGGUUUCACCGUAUUUGUUGAGGCAAAGAUUGUGGGCCGUAUGAAGGGUGAAAAAGAACGUGACUUCCAUAUGAUGAGGAACCUUACAGAUUUGGCAGAAUGUUUGAGAACCCAACUUGCUGAUUGUCCAGAACUCACAAGGCUUGUUGUUGACCUAAGUAACUUGGGACCCGAUGAUGCUUUCUCUAGUGUGCCUUACAUCAAGGGAUCAACAUUCCUUCGGUAUAUUGAAGACCUUCUUGGAGGAGCUGCUGUUUUUGAACCAUUUUUGCAAUCCUACUUGAAGAAGUUCGAAUAUAAAUCGGUGGUAACUGAUGACUUUAAGGGCGCUUUGUAUGAUUACUUCAUUGAUACGGACAAAAAGGACAAACUUAACGAAAUCGAUUGGGAUCUUUGGCUUUAUGGAGAGGGUAUGCCUCCAAUAAUUCCGAAGUUCGAUGACUCCCUUGCUCUGGUAUGUCAAAAACUAUGUACUUUGUGGAGUACAAAGACCGCAGCUGACCUCGCUAAUGAGAAGGAUGUUCGUCAGUCGAUAUCAACUCAUCAGCUUAUCGAUUUCUUGGGAAAACUUAUUGAAUGCAAAGAAAUUGUUGACUUGACAACAGAAAAGAUAAAGCUUUUGGAACAAAUUUACAACUUAAAUGGCACCAAGAACGCCGAAAUCCGCUUGCGAUUCAUGAGAUUGUGUAUUAUGGCCAGACAAAUGGAUCGCAUGGAUGAAAUAAUCGAAUUCGCAAACAGCAGUUUCCGUAUGAAAUUUGUCCGUCCAAUUUACAGGGACUUGGCACAAUGGCCAGAAGCCAAACCCAUUGCAAUUGAAAACUUCAACAAGGUUAAAAAUGAAAUGAUGAAAGUUUGUUCGCUUGGCAUUGAAAAGGAUUUAGGAUUAAGAUGUUGAUUUUUCUGUUAGCAUUCCUGUUUAAAGAGUUUUGAAGAUUUUGCUAUAUAUUAGGCAUUUAUUAACAGCAUUAUACUUUUAUAACAACCUUAUUAACAACACAAUAUCUGGCAAAAGAAAUACAAAAACUAACAGAAUAAUAAUAAA
This is a messenger RNA of Eupeodes corollae, 2303 nucleotides long. Its product is annotated as 39S ribosomal protein L13, mitochondrial. Gene Ontology annotation, cellular component: ribosome; cytosol; mitochondrial large ribosomal subunit. The coding region runs from base 129 to 2156 and encodes 675 amino acids. The transcript is spliced from 8 exons. Lineage: Eukaryota; Metazoa; Arthropoda; Insecta; Diptera; Syrphidae. The record is from RefSeq and is a predicted model, not a curated record. Gene Ontology annotation, molecular function: mRNA binding; aminopeptidase activity; zinc ion binding. Gene Ontology annotation, biological process: translation; negative regulation of translation; peptide catabolic process.